AUGCUCGAUGAUCAUCCCAGACCAUCAAGGUCAUUCACCUCGUGCUCUUCUUCCUUCGCAUUUCGGACCGAAAGAGGUGAUAAAUCAACACAAUCACAACCACCCUGCGCUCCUAUCAUCACCCCUCACUCCUACAACAGGACAGCCGGAUCCUCACCAAGACAGAGGUCUGGUUCUAAGAGAUUCUAUUCCCAACACGUCAAAAGAGCGAGGAAAGGAAGGCAAACUCGAUUCCGAGCUCAUACGCGAACAUGUACCUCAUGUAUCGUUCCUACUACCGAUCAGUUGAAGGAUUGGGGUUUAGUGGAAGGUGUGAUUAGACCGGAUGAGAAGAAAGCGGUGUAUCACACAGUGUAUAAGCACGUGGAACAGGAACAGAAGAAGAAGUUUGAAAAGGAUUUGAAGGAAGGAAAAAUAUGGUAA
Messenger RNA from Kwoniella mangroviensis CBS 8507, 423 nucleotides. RefSeq lists its product as uncharacterized. The coding region runs from base 1 to 423 and encodes 140 amino acids. The transcript has a single exon. NCBI's taxonomy places the organism in Eukaryota, Fungi, Basidiomycota, Tremellomycetes, Tremellales, Cryptococcaceae. The record is from RefSeq and is a predicted model, not a curated record.